GCACCAAAAGCGUUUCCCCUCAUGGCGAGAUCGACGGUGAGUGGGGACGCCUUUUCUUCCGAGAGCGUUCCAGGUCCCUAUGUCGACGAGACGUUGCCUCGGGGAGGGUCUCCGUCUUCCUCUCUGGAGUCUCUGACGGACCGACUGCUGUCGCUGGACUUGCCUUCCCUCGGCGCGUUCCUGAAGCGCUUCAGCGAAGACCCGCGUCUCCUGCUUGCUCUGCGCCUGCCCGUGAACGCACGACCGGGACCUGGCGCGCCUGCCGCAGCCGCCGGCGAGGGAGACUCAUCAGCGGUUGCGUCGGUCGCGGCGAUGCCUCUGGAGUUCCACCAACUCUACUCGUCCAUCGACUGCCUGCUGAUGAUCUACGAGACCCAGGCACUGCAGCUGUACAGCCGCAGUUAUCCGCAGAUGGUUGACUUGCAGGAGCAGCUGAGGGAGAGCGAAACGGCUCUCGAAGCCUUGGAGGCGAAGCUCACGGGCAUCCGCGGCGACUUGCGGCGGACGGGAGAGAAGAUCCAAGUGGUGGAGGACGAGAGCAUUCGCCUCGGGACCAUGAUGACGAACCGCAGAGAGGCAGGCGUCGUGCUCAAAACCUUUCUGCAGCAAAUCACAGUCGAACGGGACCUGGUUAAGGUCAUUUGCGAGGGAAGCGUAGCGGGAGGUGCCUUCGUUGCCGCCUUGAAGCAACUCACCAAGAAAAUCGAGCACGCAAAACAACCUGGAAUGCAGGAACUCAAGAGUGCGUCGACGAGUUUGCCCGAGCUACAAAAGCUUCGCGAGUGCGCGUUGUCUCGGGCGUCCUCCCACCUUGCUGCAAAGAUUGCGCUUCUUCGACAGCCGCGAACGAACGUACACAUCAUUCAGCAGAACGACCUUUUGAAGUCCUCGGAGUUGUUCACCUUUCUUCUCGACCACAACCCGUCGGCUGCGCUCGCGUUCAAGGACCUGUACACGCGGACGAUUUCGCAGGUGUACGCGAACCUGUUUCGGGUGUACGUUCAGCAGCUCCGGAGGCUCCAGACGCAGCGAGACGGAGUCGCUUUCGGUGCAGGGGGCGUCGGACCCUCUUUGACCGGCACUGCGGCAGCUGCCCUCGUUGGAGGAGGAAUGGGAGAAGAAGUGGAGCUCCUGGCCUCCAGAGAAAACACCAAGACAGCCUCGACGUUGGCGUCUUCGGCUAAGCAAGUGAUGGACUUUAUGAUGGCGAAGCUGAACAACGCAACGCCGAAUUCGUCGAUGUCCAAGGGCUCUGUUUUCUGGUCGCACCAGAAGCUCCUCAUCGACACGGCUACGCGCGAGUUUCUGUUCCUCACGGGCUUCUUCUUGAAUGCAGGCCUGGCGUGUCACUACGAGAACCUUUUUGCGGAGGCUCUCGGGAAGUCUCUCGCGUACUUUGUAGAUCUCGUGGAAACGACGGCGAACUCGACUCACGAUGCCAUCGAAGUGCUCCUCAUGCUGCGCAUAACCCACUUCAACGCGCAGGUGAUGAAGAGACGGCGCAUCCCCUGCUUAGACCAUUACCUCAAACGCAUUCACGACAUUCUCCACUCUGCAUUGAAGGCAAUUCUCUCCGCUAAUGUCACCUCUCUCCUCAACGCCUGUCCUCACUCUCUCAUGCUCCAUCAGAGCGACGACGUUCGCCUCCAUCCGCAUUUCGUCACGCGUCGCUUCGCAGAACUCGCCUCCGCUCUAGAAGCCAUUCGCGCUGUCCGCGUCCGCACCAAGCAGACGCCUGCAUGCGGCGGGCACAGUGGAAAAGGAGACGAGGGAGACGCUGAGGAAGAGCAGCUAUUCGACUUGGCGCUCAUGCGCGAGAUGCUCGACGCAGCCCUCGACCUCAUCGUCCGGCUGUCUCAGGAGAUCCCGACACGGCGCGAAAGAACGAUUUUCCUCAUCAACAAUUAUGACCUUCUCCUCAACAUCUUCCACCAACGCCAAGUUCUCCCCGACGGAUGCACGGCAAUCGAGAAGCAACUCUACGAGCAAAUUUCCUUCUUCGCCGACGAACAACUGCAGAGACAUUUUGGCACUCUCCUCGCUGCCGUCAUUCAAGCAGAAGAAGCUCUGCAGCAAUCUGGAGCAGAAGGAAAAACUGCCAGCGACCGUGUAGAUGUGCAACAACUCGAAAAUGCCGUGGUGCAGUUUGGUGCGGAGUGGAAGCAGAGACUUGGCGAAAUGCAUGCAGAGGCAGUUGCGGCUUUUUCGAAUUUCACAAAUGGAAUGGAAAUCCUAAAGCAGACUCUGACGCAGCUGCUGCUGCUCCACACACGCCUUCAUCAAGUCGUUGGCGGCUUAUAUUCGAAGCCGUCGUUGCCUCCGUGGGCGAAGCAGUUGUUGCCAACGAGUGCAAUUUUGUCAGAAAUUCGUUCUCUUUCUCGAGCCCUUUAA
Molecule: messenger RNA, 2391 nt
Organism: Toxoplasma gondii ME49
Lineage: Eukaryota; Apicomplexa; Conoidasida; Eucoccidiorida; Sarcocystidae
Product: Vps52 / Sac2 family protein
Exons: 12
Coding region: 22-2391 (789 amino acids)
Biological process (GO): endocytic recycling; Golgi to vacuole transport; retrograde transport, endosome to Golgi
Cellular component (GO): GARP complex
Molecular function (GO): syntaxin binding
Source: RefSeq, a predicted model, not a curated record